GCCGCGGUUUGUUCCAGGAGGAGCUGAGCGAUCCUGACUCUUUAGUGAAAACUACACAGAACAUCCAGGUACUGUCCAGCAUCGACACAUUUUUGGCGCUAUGGCUGCUAAUAUGACCCCUCCGGGCUGUGGCUCCGACCUGGACUCCCUCUAUUACAACUUGUGCGACCGCAGUGCCGCCUGGGGGAUCGUGUUAGAGGCCUUUGCGGCAGCUGGCAUCGUCUUCUCUGUUGUGCUCUUCAUCUCGCUUCUGGCCAGCGUGCCCUUCAUAAAAAACCCAAACCAUAAAAACUCUGUGGCUCUUGAUGCCAGCUUCCUGUUCUGUACCACUGGGCUUUUCUGUCUGACCUUCGCCUUCAUUGUGGGAAAGGAUUUUUCCACCUGUGCCUCACGGAGAUUUCUCUUUGGGGUGUUGUUUGGUGGCUGCUUUGCCUGUCUCCUGAUGCAGUGCGUCAGGCUAAACAUCCAGGCCAGGAGAAAUGUCGGGCCCCGAACCUGGGUCCUCUGGCUGGGCGCGUUAGGGUUGUGGCUGGUGGAGGUUGUCAUCAACACGGAGUGGUUGAUUAUCACAGUCGUUCGCCACCCGCUACUCCCCAACACCACUGUCGAACCCAUCAGAGCCACAGCAACACCUUGUAACAUUGCAAACCAGGACUUUGUCAUGGCGCUGAUCUACGUGAUGGUUCUCAUCCUGGCUACUUUCCUGGCAAGUCUGCCCAUCAUGGCAGGCAAAUACGCAGAGUGGAAAAAGGAAGGUGCUCUGAUUCUGGUGAUAAGCCUGAUCUCUAUUUGUAUUUGGGUGGCCUGGAUCGUCAUGUAUGUGUACGGGAAUGAGCGAACUGGAGGCCCGACAUGGGACGACCCGACUCUGGCCAUCGCUUUGGUGGCUAACGCCUGGGUGUUCAUCAUUCUCUACACCAUCCCUCAGAUCUGCUGUCUGAACAGUGAUGAAGAGACAGAGGAAGACUACGGAGAGAACGGAUACAUGAACCGAGGAGUCGGUUACGAGACGAUCCUGAAGGAGCACAGCUCUCAGAAAGUUUUCAUGGAAAACAAGGCUUUCUCAAUGGAUGAGCCAGGCAAAGGAAGCAAACCUGUGUCUCCAUAUGGUAAUUAUACUGGCCAGAUGCGCGCUUCAGUCUACCAACCCACUGAACUGGCCCUCAUCUCUAAAUCAGCUGAUAAUCAGCAGCAGCAGCCGUCCUUUGACAUUGUCAUUCCCAGAGCCUCCUUGGCCUCUGCAGCCAACAGCGGGAGCAGCACCCCCUCAACACACACCGAGCCUGGGAACAGUACACACCUACAGUCAAGCGGUCCAGGUUUGCAGAGAGCGCCCCAGUGGUGAUCACACCAUGACUCUACAGCAGCUAUAUGUUUGGUUUAUGUCUUUCCAUUUGCACUGUCUGAAUGUAUAUUUUCUGUUAUUCAUGGUUCCCUGAGAGGAACCACGUGGGCUCAGAACAUAGAGGUGACUGUUAGAUGCCCCCUGCAGAUGGAGGUCAGAUAAACCCUCUAUUGACUGAUUAUCUGCAUACUCAACCACUGGGUAUCAGACAGCACAGAGCUUAAUUCAGAAGACAAAUCCCAGGGAUGUAGCUGUGCUUCAGAACAAAGACUUUCUGCAACAGAUACCAUAUGCUGACACUGGACUUUCAGCUCCCAGCUGCACACACGCAUGCACAAGGAAACUGUUGACAGUGCAAGAAUUUUUGGGACACAAUGUAUUCACACUUCACUAAAUCAUUGAAUAAUUUUCCACAAGCCAAUAUUAAGAAACCAGUAGGAAUUGCUUAUCAUCAAGGGGUUAUGGACAUCUAGUUUUUGAUUGAAGCUGUAAUUUCUUAAGCCAUUAGCUAUGUUCACAAAAUAACUGUUAUUAUAUGGAAUAACUGUAAAUAUGGUGUGUUUGCAUCUGUAUCACCAGUUUCCACAUGGAAAUGUUGUAUGGGUGUUUAUAUUUUACAUCUAUUUAAAAUGCUGUUAUAUGUUGCUGAAUCAUUUGAAAAAUGUCUACCAAUCCAGCAGUCAUGAAAUGUCAGAAUUGCUGUCUGUUAUCUGGCUCUCUCUGUGGUCUGAUGUUGCUAUUAGCUAAUUGUUCACUACAACUUUCUGUCACCAAAUUUAUGACACACCAUUGUAUUCUAAUAAUAAUGCAAAAUCAGUUUAUCUUAAAGGUUCCUAUUCAGAAAGUCUGCUUCAGGAACGAACUGCUGUAGCAUCUGCAUGUUGGAAUGAAAUAAAUCAAGAUAAUUAUUAAAAGAAUCUUGAA
Molecule: messenger RNA, 2269 nt
Organism: Cyprinodon variegatus (sheepshead minnow)
Lineage: Eukaryota; Metazoa; Chordata; Actinopteri; Cyprinodontiformes; Cyprinodontidae
Gene: gprc5c
Product: G protein-coupled receptor, class C, group 5, member C
Exons: 5
Coding region: 101-1345 (414 amino acids)
Biological process (GO): G protein-coupled receptor signaling pathway
Cellular component (GO): extracellular exosome; signaling receptor complex; plasma membrane
Molecular function (GO): G protein-coupled receptor activity; protein kinase activator activity
Source: RefSeq, a predicted model, not a curated record